This is a messenger RNA of Ornithorhynchus anatinus (platypus), 2447 nucleotides long. RefSeq names its product cytosolic iron-sulfur assembly component 3 (gene CIAO3). Gene Ontology annotation, molecular function: 4 iron, 4 sulfur cluster binding. NCBI's taxonomy places the organism in Eukaryota, Metazoa, Chordata, Mammalia, Monotremata, Ornithorhynchidae. Gene Ontology annotation, cellular component: cytosolic [4Fe-4S] assembly targeting complex. The record is from RefSeq and is a predicted model, not a curated record. The coding region runs from base 70 to 1500 and encodes 476 amino acids. The transcript has 11 exons. Gene Ontology annotation, biological process: iron-sulfur cluster assembly.
GGCCCUUUACGACGUUUGGCGACAGCGCGGCCGGGCCUCGCUUCCGCGCCCGACGGCAGUGUGGCGGCCAUGGCGUCGCCCUUCAGCGGGGCCCUGCAGCUGAGCGACCUGGACGACUUCAUCGGCCCCUCUCAGGAUUGCAUAAAACCCCUGACGGUGGAGAAGAAGCCCGGCAGAGGGGCAGCAAAGAUCCGAAUCGAGGAGGAUGGGAAUUACUUCCAAGUUAACCAGGAUGGCCAGGCCCAGAAGCUGGAGAAGGCGAAAAUCACGCUGAACGACUGCCUGGCCUGCAGCGGCUGCGUGACCUCGGCGGAGAGCGUGCUGAUCGCCGAGCAGAGCCACGAGGAGCUGACCAGAGCCCUGGCUGCCAACAAAGCGGCAGAGCCUGGCCAGCAGAAGUUGGUGGUGGUGUCCAUCUCACCGCAGUCCCGGGCGUCGUUGGGAGCGAGGUUCGAGCUGACCCCCCUGGAGACGGCCAGAAAAUUGACAGCCUUCUUUCAAAGCCUGGGGGUGCACCACGUGUUCGACACCACCUUCUCGAGGAACUUCAGCCUCCUGGAGAGCCAGCGGGAGUUCGUGGCCCGGUUCCGGAGACACUCCGCCUCGGAGCCCGCCCUGCCCAUGCUGGCCUCCGCCUGCCCAGGUUGGAUAUGUUAUGCCGAGAAGACCCACGGCAGCUUCAUUCUGCCGUACAUCAGCACCGCCAAGUCUCCGCAGCAGGUCAUGGGCUCGCUGGUCAAGGAUCACCUGGCCCGGCAGCAGCACCUCCCCCCGGACCGCGUCUACCACGUCACGGUGAUGCCCUGCUACGACAAAAAGCUGGAGGCGUCACGGCCGGACUUCUUCGACCGAGAGUGCCAAACUAGGGACGUGGACUGCGUCAUCACGACGGGGGAAGUGGUGAGGCUGCUGGAGCAGGAAGGGGUGUCCCUGCCGGACCUGGAUCCCGCUCCCCUGGACCCGACGUUUGGCAGCGGCCCGGACCAGGAGCCGAUCGGCCACCGAGGAGGCGGGGCGGGGGGCUACUUGGAGCACGUCUUCCGCCACGCAGCCCGGGAGCUCUUCGGCAUCUCCGUGGGCGAGCUCACCUACAAGCCUCUGAAGAACAAGGACUUCCAGGAGGUGACUCUGGAGCGAGACGGCUCCGUCCUGCUGCACUGCGCGCUGGCCUACGGCUUCCGGAACAUUCAGAAUGUCGUCCAGAAGCUCAAGCGGGGCAAGUCGCCCUACCAUUACGUGGAGGUCAUGGCGUGUCCGGCGGGGUGCCUGAACGGCGGCGGCCAGAUCAGAGACGACGGGGCGUCGGGCAGAGACCUGAUGCGGCGCACGGAGCAGCAGUACGCGGCGGCCCGGAGCGAGCCCCCCGAGGCCCACCCCGGCGUCCGGGAACUGUACGCCCAGUGGCUGGGCGGGGAGGGCUCGGAGAGGGCCGCCCAGCUUCUGCACACCCGGUACCACGCCCUCGAGAAAGCCGGCGCCAGCUUCAACAUCAAGUGGUGAGGCCGCGGGGGGCCCGGGGACCUCCACCCGUCCGGGACGGACGGCCGGGGCCUCUGGCUCUGCCGAGGAAACCCGCAGGCCCGUCCCCGCGCCCCACCCCGUGCCGCCUCCCGGGACUCAGCCGCGGACUGGGAGACGCGGGCUGCUUGAAACGCGUUGGACUCCGGUCACCCGUGGGCUACCGGCUCAGCCCGGGGCUGGAGUCGGGGGCCGCAGCGCGUCUGCGGCCGGAGCGUAUCCCCCCCUCCCCCGCCGGGCCCCCCAGCGAUUCUUGGGCUGUCAGCCAGAGAGGAAAGACGCUUUGCCAGUUGUUGUCCAGGCCACCGGGAAUGCCCGGUGGCGGAAGCCUGGCCACGGGGCACCGGGUGGAAUAGGCACAGCCCCGGGGUGUCGGUCGGUGUAGGCACGUCUGUCGAGUAUAAUCCAGUGAUGCGGGCCUAGCUGCGGACAGUCCGGGGACGCCGGAUGUUGUAAGCCCAGCCGUGGAUCGCCCGGCGGUGUAGGCCGGGCCCUGAGGUAAGGGGUGCGGGAACGACUUCGUCCCCCUGCCUUAAGCGGGGAUUUCUGGGCGACGUGAGCCGGCGGGCUCCCGGCUGGAUUCGAGCAGCCGCUGCCAGGGUUUUCCAGGGGGCCGACGUCGGGCUUCAGACCGACUGGCUCCCGUGUGCUGCGGCCCCAUGGGGAUUAGCGGAAAAAGGAAGGGGGAUGCUGCGAUGGUACGGUGGUCCCGGCCGCCGCACCCGGUAGGAGUACGUGACCCGAGGGGUGGGUAGGGGCGGGAGGAGCUCUCUUCCCAACCCCAGAUGGGACCGUCUUCGCCAGCGCCGAAAAAGGGCAGACCGCCGUGGUGGUGGCCCGCUGGGUCGGAAAAGGGGACCGACUUCCGAGUGAGAUUUUAAGCUGAAAAUAAAUGGGGCGAGAAUGAGAGGGGCCCAAUCUCUAGUCGA